ACACACACACUCUCUCUCUCUCUCAAUCACGUUUCGAAGAGAUAAUUAAAAAUGGUUUCUAAAGUGGAAGAAGGAAUGAAGAGAAGGCAAGAACAGCAGCAGCAGCAGCAGCAGCAGCAGAAGCAGAUACAGUACAACUGCAAUAUCAACAAAGCAAAGGUCUGCAAAUUCAAGAGGAGCAGCUCCAAUCUCGAAGAGGACGGCGCUUCCACCGCCAUUCUCUUGCUGGCUUGUAUUGUCUGCACUCCCUCCUCGUAUCCAUAGUUCAUCGAUCAAAUAAUAAUUACAUACAGCUAUAGAUAUAUAAUUACUGAUGUUAAAACUAGCUAGCUAGCUAGCUAGUUUGAAUAUAUCCUUCCGUUAAUUAAUUAGUACUAUUUCAUCGUUACUUUUCAUUCUUCUUCUUGUAACAUGGUCAGUAAGAAUUUCAUUGUAAUUAGCCUAAUAAUUCAUUCCAUAUGCAUGUAUUUGUAUCUGUAACUCUUUCUUCAGUUUAUUAAUUUAUAUAUGUGAAAUUUUAGU
Molecule: messenger RNA, 522 nt
Organism: Rosa chinensis
Lineage: Eukaryota; Viridiplantae; Streptophyta; Magnoliopsida; Rosales; Rosaceae
Exons: 1
Coding region: 52-264 (70 amino acids)
Source: RefSeq, a predicted model, not a curated record